Messenger RNA from Plutella xylostella (diamondback moth), 8416 nucleotides. NCBI's taxonomy places the organism in Eukaryota, Metazoa, Arthropoda, Insecta, Lepidoptera, Plutellidae. The record is from RefSeq and is a predicted model, not a curated record.
UUGAAUGUUCUGAAGUGGAAAUCGGUCAAUUGUUGACCCUAUUUCUUAUUUCUAAUUAAUACUUGUGAUUUGUAUUUUAAAGUAUACUUCAUAAAUAAUGUUUUUUAUUUAAUAAUUUGUGGAUUGUGAUAUACAAGUGAUAAAGUGGAUUUGAAGCAUUUUUGCAAUUAGUUUGAUGAAUACGUCACAGCGCCAUGUUGUAUCCCUGCGCUGAUUGCAGGCACGAGAAAUCUGCCAACCCGUUUAUUUUCCGGGAUUAGUUCCCGUGAAUAAAUCUAACUGCGAUUUUGUACUCAAAUAUAUUAAAAUUUAUAUUUGUUGGCAAAUGUCAAUCAAAUUAUCAUAAUUAGAUGUAUACUUGUUGUCGUAUUUCGAGUGUUAGAUCCUAAUUUCAACUGCAGUUUUGUGCAUCCGCGAAAGUUGAAAGACUGUGUUGUAAAAGAAGUGAUAAUAAUUAGCCAAAAUUCCGGUCCCUACGCGCAGACGAGAAGGUGCCUACCCGCCGGGGCAGUCGGGCGAAGGAGAUAUGAAUAACAAACGCAAAAAUCGCCAAGGGCCGCCGAGGUCGCCGCGAGGGCGCGUGGUGGCGGAGGGCGUGUACAACAACGCGCACUUCAUGCACGCGGCCACCAGGCACGUGGGCGAGAUGGUGCAGGUGCUCACGCAGUCCGGCAGCCUGUGGGAGGGCGUGUUCCGCACCUUCAGCUCGCAGUUUGAGGUGGUGCUAGAAGUGGCUCACCGCGUGGACCAAGAGGGCGUGGUGGCGGUGGACUCGGUGGUCGAGAAGCUGAUCUUCAAGCCUCAGGACGUGGUCUCCAUCCGAGCCAAGGACUCCGACCUGGAGUAUGCGACCCACGAUGUCUUUCAGACCGAUAGCGCUAUAUCGGCUGGCAAGUUUAAUGGCAACGGGCGCUCAGGCGAGGAGCGGCACCUGGAGCCGUGGGACGGGUGCCUGGGCGACUGCGGCGACGCGCCGGCGCUCAACGGAGACGCGCGCCUCGACUCGCUCGAGCUCGACCACCGCGCCAACGGAUGGGACGCCAAUGACAUGUUUAGGAAGAAUGAGGAGGUAUACGGCGUGCACAGCACCUACGACCACUCGCUGACCGGAUACACACUGCCGCUGCAGCGGAAGGACACACAGGAUUACAGAGAAGCGGAAGCGAAAGCAGAAGAGAUCGCAGCAGAGAUAGAGAGCGCGUCCACAUACAAGGCGCGCAUAGAGCUGGAGAAUGGAGAUGAAGAGGAGAGAUACGCGGCCGUGGUGCGACCUAGCGCUCCCGCUGACACCGGCAAAUACGUCAUUCCUAACAAAAGGAAGAAUAUGCAGGGCGCCGGCGGCCUAGUGAAGCCGACAGUGAACAACAACUCGCCCAACGCGUCCAACGCCCCAGCCAAGUCGUACGCGAGCCCGCACCCACGCAAGGAGGACAAGGAGCAGCGGCCGCCGCGACACCACCUCACGCCGCCCAGCGAGAGGCGGCAGGACGAGACCGCUAAUAGGAGCGCGAACCCCCCUAGCGGCGGCACGGCGGGCAAGAGCUACGCGGCGCAGGCGGGCGGCUACCACGCGCCGCCGCCCUUCCCGCACCAGGGGCAGCCCGCUCCGCCUCCCACGGUAAUACAGCCGAAGGUGAACGGCGAGCCGCGCCCGCCCGCGCACGCCAGACAGUUCCCGCCGCAGCCGCAUCACCAGAGCCCGGCGCCCCCGCAGGAGGCGCACCCGCGGCCGCCGCGCCACCACGCGCCGCCCGAGCCAAGGCGACAGGAUGAAGUACAGGAGCUCCGUAAAUUCGGACAAGAGUUCAAGCUGGUGUCUUCACCAGGAGUCGCGCCGCCGCCCGCGCCCGCGCCCGUCUUACAGCAGCCCCCGACGCCCACCACGCCCGAGGUGUCGGCCGAGGCGCCGCCGGAGCCGCGCGGCAAACGCCAGGACAUACCCCUGCACAAGCCACCCCCAGCCCCAAAGCCAGAAGAGCCAGCAGCGGUCCGCUCGCCGCUGCCCGCGUCGCCGCCGGUGGCCGUGUCGCCGCCCGUCGAGCGUGUCGCCGUCACGCUCAAGAAGUCCACGCUGAACCCCAACGCGAAGGAGUUCAACCCGUGCGCGAAGCCGUUCACUCCGCGGAGCCCGAGCACGCCCAAUCAGAGCAGGCCGCACACGCCGGGCACGCCGGUGGGCGCGCUGGGCGGCGUGGGCGUGGUGGGCGCCGGCGUCAGCUACAUGCCCGCGCCGCACCCGCCGCCGCCGCAUAUGGUGGCCGCAGUACCGGCCUACGCGAUGGUGGCGGCGGCGGCGGCGGCCGCUCAGCAGCAGCCCACUUACAUACCGCAUCCACACCCUCUGGCGUACGGAGCCAUGGGGGGCGGCGGCGGCGUGGGCGGCGGCGCGGGGCAGCACGCGCAGCACGCCAUGCCGCAGCAGCAGCAGAGGAACUUCAGGAAAGUGGGCGUCGGCGCGGGCGUGGGCGUGGCGGCGGCGACGGGGCAGCCGCUCCUGGCGCCCGCCCCCAUGCAGCAGUUCGUGCCCUACCCGCACCCCGCGCCGCCGCAGCCGCAGCCCAUGUACCAGCAUAUGGUCCGCAUGUACCACGGCGGCGGCAUGGGCGGCAUGGGCGGCAUGGUGGGCGGCGAGGGCGUGUACCCGCCCCCCGCGUCGCCCGCCGCCUCGCCCGCGCUGUACCCCCCGCCCCCGCCCUCGCCCGCGCACACGCCGCACCACCACUACCAGCAGCCACCCUUCCAGGUGCUCUGCCCGCUCAUGGGCCCGGGCGGCGGCGGCGGCCACCACCACCACCACCACCACGUGACGUACCUGAACCACGCGCCGCCCACCGCCUCGCCGCCGCACCCGCCGCCGCAGCAUCUGCAGCCAGUCCUGAUGCAGCAACACCAGCACCACCAAUCAGGAGGCAGCAGCACCCCCGGCGUGCACAGCGGGCCGCACCCGUAACCUGCCCCGCCCCGCCCCUCGCCCCGCCCCCCGCGCGCCGCCGCCCUCACCGCGCCGCCGUGCUAAGCCACCGGUGACCUUAGCCGCUAGUCUUUACUUUAACCGCCUAACUACACUGGCCUUUGAGACACCCUGUAUAAUGUGAAUGUUUGUCGUGGUGGCCCAGUUAUUAACACUUUGGGAGUCUAGAGUGAAGUUACCGCAUGGUACUAACACUCUCGAGCGAUUAAGUGCUCCCUCAGUUGUGUAUUGCGUAAGUGUAGUUUAAUCUUUGGAGUAAACUCUAGUUAAGAUGGAGCGAUGUAAUCACCAGCAAUAAUGUAGAAGUAGAUUUGGGAAUGAAUUAUGUAUGAGAGCGUUUAAUAAUACCUACUAUGGUGCAGGUAUUGAAAAGGCUGCUUUUUCUAAGCGUGUCGCUGAAAUGUCACCAAUGAUACAUAGUUUAUUCUUCGAAGGUACCCUAGGUGUAAGGACUGGCUAUGUCACUUUGUCAGUUUAUCAAAUGGUGCACUGGCACGAUUCUUAUUCGUAAUUUUAUAUCGAUUUAGAUUUAAAUCAAAUAAAAAUACACCGAUUUGCCUUACUUUGUGUUGCGUAUGGCAAUAAUAUUCCGCAAUAAUUUAGAAGCCGUCUGUUUAAGAUUUAGCUUAAAGACGCCACCUCCAAUCGUGAACGGGGGUUUUUAUACAAUGUUUUUAUUUAGUUUUCAAUGUAAAUUCGAUGUUGCCAGUUCUAUAAAAUAUUUUUGCGUAUAAUUGAUUGCCAGUGUACAUGAUUCGCAUAAGAAAAACGUAGCUUAGCACGGCGGUAAAAUUAUUUAAAUGGAUAUAAUUAUUACUUGUUUUUUUUUGUUGUAAGUUUAAGAGUGAGUGUGUUGAAAGAUGAUGAAUGUUGUCUGUUCCUGAACAACGAAUGUGCUUUCAGGACUAGAAGUAACUUGUAAUAUAGGUAGAUAAUUUACUUCCACUAUAUUUUUGUUUCAUAAGCCAGUUUGUUGAGGGGUGUUUCUAUAAACUGAAUUUAAUUACUUUUAUUUAAAACGUGGCUUUUAGAGUAACUUAAUUCUUGCGGGCGAGAAGAUAUAGUAGAUAUUUUAUAUGAUUAUCACAAUAUUUAUUGGUGUUGUAAUAUUUCUUUGUUUUCUUUUAAAGCUACAGCUGAAUUUCGUAUGUUCAGUAUAGAAGCGCCCUUUCACAACGAUGACACGGCCCAUCAACAGCAAUCAUCGAUGACAAAAAUUAGGUGGCUAUACCCAAUAUCUUGUAUUUAUUUAGCGCUAUUGUAGACUGUGAACACUCUGUCUUACUUCAGUCGAAAACCAAAUUAUUAUUACAUAAAAAUGUAUUCUAAAAUACGUUAUAAUUAUAAUAGGAAACUUGAGUUGAAUUGAGCAGUCAGUUUGAUAGCAUUUUUGAACCAUGAAGUUUUAGAGCAAAUCUAAUAUUAUGCUUUAUGUACUCCAUGGUAACAUUAGAAAGUAAUAGUUUCAAUUUUAAGUUGGUAACUUCGGAUAUGAGUUGUUGCCCUAAGAUUUCAUAUUUUAUAGAGACGUGGGUAUCUAUAGAUUUGUUUUAUUUGUUUUUAAACAAUUUUUAGUAACUCCAUCACAUGUUAUAUCGGUUUUUAAAAUCAAUUUAUGUGACAAAUAGAGUUUUUUUUAUUAUUUUGAACUCCGAAAGUACUAUUAGCAUCAUUGGACAUAGUAUUUUACAAGCAUAUCUGAUGUCACAACAAUCCAUGCCUUUUGAACAGAUAACUGGCAGGUUAUUUUGAUAACUUGUAAGAUUAAGUAUUUAUUUUUUGACAAAAUACUAUAUUGCAGAAACUUAAGUACUAAAAAUAGUUAUAGCAAAACUUAUCAAUCGGUCAAAUCUGCAACUCGUGAACAAAUAAACCAGUUAUGAUUUUGGUGAAUCGUUCGUCUCUAUUUUGUGUUGAAUCAAUUGUCCUAGAUAGUCCUAUCUUCGCGAUGCUAAGACCUAGUUAUGUAAUGAAACAUCACUGCCUUUUAGACAUACCUUUCAGUUGUGCUUCGACUUUACUUGUUAGUGUGACGUCACUUAAAGGGCUGAGUUAUUAUUAGGAGCUAAUACUAUAAGGAAGUUGAUCAAUAGUGUGCUUGCAUGUGGUAUCAUUCGAAUUAAAAUGGCGGCCGAUGUCAAGUCGCGUAAAAAGCACGCCAUUUUUUGUAACUACAUUAAAAUUGGGGAAUUAUAUAAAUAGAACCGGUGCGUAACUAGUGAUUGCGUAUAGAUAUAUGACAAUAAAACAAAUUGAUAAAAGUCUAGGCUUAGGAUACUCGAGUCUUACGAAUAAAUAUUUAAUGUUCUAGGUUUUUUUUGCGUCUUAGUUUAUAAUUUUAUUUAUCGUUAUGUCUGUUUUGCACAAGUUUGUGGGUUUAGUUGUUUUUUUAUUAUUUUAAUAUAUAUUAUUAGUUUAUUAUUUAAUUCGGGGCAGCUUCUUUUUGCUUUCAAAUUUAGACGCGUUGAGUUUGAAGCUCGCAGCCGUCGCCGCGACUGUGGUGACGUCACGACGCGGCGAAUAGAUCAGCUUGGAAAUUAUAAAUAUGUAUGAAUAGACAUGAGAGUUGUGUGUUUGAUAAUUUAUUUAAAGGGAUGAAGGGGAGCUCAGUCCAUUACCUCCGCGCGGUGCUCCCUGGGUCGCGCCAAGUGUGGACAAGUGACAUUCACAUGAUACUUUUGUUUUAAAAAAAUCCCGUACAUAGCCAGUGUUGCCAUUCGUUACAUAAAAACUAGCGUCAACGUCACAGCGUACAACCUUGGCACCCGCAAAAAGACAAAAUUUUCACCGUAAUGUAUUUUGUAACGGCUUUCUGACGCAAAUCUACCAUCUUGCACUGUCAAAAACAUUACCCUCCUCCUUCGGCAGUCGGGUAAAAAGCAAAUGACAUCAGGUGCCUUGCUUCAGCUGGCAGCAUGGUAACACUGGCGUGUUUAUUGUAUAUAAGAUGUGGGCCGUAUGCGUGACACUGCCAUUCAGGUUUAGGAUCGCGUUUUCAGCAGUUGGCGUUAUGUAAACUACAUAAAAAUGAUUCUGUAUUGAUAUCUCGGGUGGAAUAUUUGUAUUACGCGUGUAAACCUACUAUGGUACAUUAUGUUUGUUAAAUUACAAGGAUAGAGUAUUCAAAACCGAAGUUUUACGAUAAGUAAAACCAAAAUACAAAAUCUUUUAUGACGUAACCUUUAGAUAGGUUUCUUAAGGAGCUAGAUUAUAAAAUUACAACUGUCUACAAAAUAUACAUUCGCAUAUUAUUUAUCAGCCGAAAGUCCACAUUUAAAAAUACGAUAGUCUCUUUAUAAAUAGUUGUAAAUAUUGUGUAUAAAUAAUAUAGACGGGAUGAAUGCUGGAGGCCUUCCCGCGGCGGCUUCUAUUCGUUUAUGAUUUGUGAUGUAAAAAAUACAAUUUCGAAAAUCCUUCUAAAAAAAUCACAAAAAAAUGUACUUGAUGAAGAAGAGGCCUACGACCCGCGCCAUGUUCGUGACGCGAGCUCCUCGAGAACAUGGCGCUGGUCUCAUUACGUUUAUUCCCUUAUUUGUUUUGAUUUAUAGUUUUAUGCGCGCGAGUCGAGCGAGCUCGCGGUUGUUGCUUCCUGUGAGAUGAUGUAUGCGCGUGGGUUACUGUUGUACGCCAUAUUGUGUCAUUGUGUUUGCUGUCUCGCUCUCGAUAUUAUUUCCCGCGUCACAAAACUACCGGUGUACUUUGUGACGUCAUUGUUUUUCUUGUAGUACACUUUUUUGAUUGUGAAUCUAUUUGGAGUUUAUGUGAAACUUUAAAGUGACGUGUAUUAUUGUGGGCGUGUAUGAAGUUUUUAACGGAGUCUUUACAAAACUUAUCUGUGAAUAUGGUAGUUUAUUUUAUUUGUACGUAUUCAAAAGUUUGGUACGUAUCGGAUUCCUCUUUAGUUUUGAAACGUCACGGAUAUGUAUGAUUAAUUAUAAAACUACGAAUACAAAGUUCCUUUGAAAACUGUUAGUAUCUUGGGUUGUGGGGUAGUACGACGUGUCGAUGGCAAUACUCUGCUAUCUUUGUCAGCGUGUAGGUGACACGAAACUUUAUGUCAAAUUACUAUAGAGAUUGUAGAAUCAGUUGCAGAAACAAUGGUGAAAGCUCAAUUUGAAAAGUCUAAAUUACGUUUAGUAUUGAAACAAGAUUGAUUAUGUACUAAUGAUAUUCACGCACAGUUUUCGUACUGAGGCCAUUCAUUUGCUUUUCGACUGUAGACCACUAAAUACUAAUAUAUAAAAAUAUAUAUUAUAAUAUGUCAUAUAAUGUAUUUGUUAAAAAUAAGUGUCAACGAUCCAUAUUUAAAUAUAAAGUAAAUUCCUUGUGCCUUGAAUGUUCAGUACAGUCUUCACAGAAUAUUUAUCGUUUACAAUCGAGGUAACGGUUACUUGAUUUCAAAUAUUUCAACUAAUAAGCGGUUGAUGUUAAUGACUUGUCGCAGACGUAAUUGUUUUGUUACUUCAUUUAAAUACAUAAACGAACCUAAUAUGUAGUACAGCUUCAACUACACAGGUAAAAUAUGAAUGAACUGUGAACCUAAGUUUAUAUAUAAUUAUAUAUUUUGCGACAAUGGCAUUUAAACAUUGUACUACGUAAUCCUACCCACUUGAAUAAUGAUGUAAACUGAAAUUAGCAUGCCUAGAGCAGCUUCAACCUCACGUGUCGUGAGUAAACACGUUUUGUAUGCAUUUGUACGCGCGAUGAUAAUGUAUUUAUAUAUAGAAUAUAUAAAUUGCCUUAUACAUGUGUGUGUCGCCCGAUGGAGGGCGUGUGUGUAAGUGGAACGAACAUAAUUAUCCCGAGACUAUGGAUUUUCAUUUAUUUACAAAGAGUUUAUGACAAAUCCAUAUUUGGGACUUCAUAAUUCUAGUUCAUGAUAUAAAAUAUUGUGAAUAUUUGUUAGCCAUAUUGGUUAAGCUAAUGAUUGGGUCGCGAAGGGUUUAUCGCUAAUCCGAUAUGGGAUGUCCCCGUGCUUGUGACUAGCAUUAUGAAAACGGAUAAAUGUGUUAAGACUGAGGUGCGAUUAUGUAUGAAGAAGCUAAACGUUUUAGCUGUAAAAUGUGUAAUGCGAUGGUUUUUUAUAAGAAGUGACGAUCCAUUCAGAGUUUCAGAGCCUAAGAACUCAAUUCUUAGAUUGUAAUUUAUAUAAAGAAAAACAAGAAACUGAUAUGUUUACGCAUACUUAUGCUUCAAUUUUAUUUGUGAAUCUCUGAGACAUGGUAUCUUUCGUUGACGAUUGUUACAUUUCUCAGUGAUAACAUCCAUACCGAAACAAGCUUAUGUAUUCCUGUAUAGUUUGAUUUCUUGCGAUUAACUCGCAUACAGUUCUGUGCCAAACGAUUAUGGCAAAUGUUCAAUGACUAUUUUUUAAGGCACAUAACACCUGGUGUCUUCAAAUAUUUUUCAAUAAAAAAGUUAAAAAAAUGUGUUUUGAACACAACA